Triticum aestivum (bread wheat) is the source of this 2742-nucleotide messenger RNA. Its product is annotated as receptor kinase-like protein Xa21. NCBI's taxonomy places the organism in Eukaryota, Viridiplantae, Streptophyta, Magnoliopsida, Poales, Poaceae. Gene Ontology annotation, molecular function: protein binding. The record is from RefSeq and is a predicted model, not a curated record. The transcript has a single exon. The coding region runs from base 1326 to 2420 and encodes 364 amino acids.
CUAAAAAUAACGCAGAAAAUUAUUACAAAUAAUAGUCUACCAUAUACAAAAAUAUGCCUAUAUACUCUAACAAGCAGUAAGGGCCAACCGUUUGUCCUGUGUCAACGGAGAGCAUCUCUGUCCGAUUCCAGCUGAGAAGCACUGAGCCAAGUAAGCGUGAUUUCUUUAAAACCCCUGCAAGCAAAGCAAGUUGAGCGUCCAGCAGCCAGCGUUCCAACCUCCAACUCAACUCACAGGCUUCACGGCGGACACACCUCAGAGCCCGGCUGGCGGCGGCAAAACCAUGCAAGAGAGGCUGCCGUUCCGUGCGAUUCGGCCGAGCAAAGGUGCCCUAGCAACUCUCUCUUGGGCAAAGGUGCCUCCUCCUCCUGAUUACUCACUCAAUACUCCUUCCAUCUUCUUUACUGUCAAAACCAAAAAUCUCGCAAAAGGAAAAACUAAUAUUUUUCACAUGGGUUCUACUUCAAAUAUUUUCCCUCAUCGGAUCAUGAAACCUAUUAGGCCCCGCUUGGAUCGUUGGAUUUUCCCUACACCUGUAACUUACCUGUCUCCAAUUGAAUACAUGCGACCGAGUUGUAUUUGCUUUCGGGUGUAAGCCGUGCUUGUAAUGUACUACCAUGUCACAAGUAUGUGAGGAGGAGGAGCGAGUCCACGUCGGUGGGGGUGACAGACUUGGCCGCGCCAUGACCGCCGGUGAGGAGUAGGAGUAGUAGGAGCGAGUCGACGUCACCAUUGUGGUCAGGUCACGACCGCUGAUGCCUACCCGCCGUCCCGGCGCUCAACCCCUGUCGUGGUCACCGGAGCCGGAGCCUCACCAUGUAGCGGUCGCUUCUUCCUCUCACGGACACUGGAGCCGGCGCCUCCCCAUCCUUGUGUCUGCGGCGGCGCAGCGCAGCCCUCGGCCUAGUCUUUCCUAGGUCGUGCAGAGCGAGGGAUGGGGGGAAUAAAAACGACCAGUUCAGGUCUGUAUCAUAUACCGGCCUAUUACGGGUGUAAAACGAAAAACCGGUGUAAGUUUUACAGCCCAAAACGACCAUCCAAUCACCUAUACGAAGCCCACCCGCUUUCUUUGUACAGGGGUGUAAUUUACAGGUUGUUUGGGCUGCGAAACGACCGUCCAAGCGGGGCCUUAGUGUUGUUCAUGAGAGCAAAGCUCACAAAACCUACUAGUAUUGUUCAUGACCUACUCAUAAGUUUUUUUUUCUCUUUGAAAACAAAAUAUGCAAGCUACAGGCUUGUGUACCAAUUGAUGCACGCAAUGACCAAACUUGCAGUAAACAUAGUAUGGACAAUGUUUUAUUCUUCAUUCAAACUUUGCAGGUGACAUGGCCAUUAGUCAAACGGCAAGGCUCGCCACCAUGCUUAUGCUACUACCGUUGCUGCUCAUUUCUUGCGGAGUCAGGAGCAUCCUUUGCUCAUCAAUGACGACAGUCCAUGAUAACAGCACGGACAUGAUCUCGCUGCUAGAUUUCAAGCGGGCCAUCACCAACGACUCAAGACAAGCCUUGAGAUCUUGGCACGGCAGCGUCCCUCUUUGCAGUUGGGAGGGCGUCCACUGCAGCUCGGGGCGAGUCACUAAGCUCUACCUCAGCAAACGAGGGUUGUUGGGCCGGAUAUCCCCCUCCCUUGGCAACCUAACGUUCCUUAGGACACUGGACCUGUCCAAAAAUGGAUUCACCGGCGAGUUACCUCCUCUCAACCGUCUCCACAGACUGGAAUACCUUGACUUGGGAAACAACUCACUACAAGGGACCAUUCCAAAUACUCUCACAAACUGCUCCAAGCUAUGGAGCCUAGACCUAUCUGCCAACUUACUAAUGGGUGAAAUUCCCCUUGGCAUAGGUCGCCUAUCCAAUCUAAGGAAAGUAUGGCUUUCCUCAAAUAAUCUCACCGGAAAAAUCCCGCCAAGCCUAAAAAACAACAGUCAGCUUGAAGGCAUCGUUCUUACUGAUAAUAAGCUCACGGGAACCAUUCCUGAUGAGAUGGGAAUUUUCUCAUCUCUUGUUAAUUUAGACCUUGCUGGAAAUAUGCUAUCUGGUGGAAUUCCAGAAACCUUGUACAAAUACAAUCAGUCCUCUCUCCAAUAUUUAUACUUAUAUUCGAAUAUGCUCGGGAAAACAGUGCCAUCGAACUUUGGUGACACCCUCCCGAAUCUUAAACAUCUCUGUUUGGACAACAACAAUUUUGAAGGUCAUCUCCCUGCUUCACUAGGCAAUAUUUCAGAACUAAGACUGUUAAACUUGUCGUCCAACAAUUUCAUUGGUCAAGUUCCAGGUUCGUUUGGUAAUCUUGCACUGUUAGAAUACCUAAUCCUUCAGCGAAACAAUUUUUGGGGCUUCCUCCCAAUAGAGCUUGGCGGCUUAAAGCAGCUCACCCAUCUGGAUCUGUCUGAUAAUAAUAUGCAAGGUGGUGUGCCAUGACACGGAGUAUAUUUGUUGAAAAUAACAGUUCCGUCUCACUUGGAGGCAACAUGGACUUUUUCCUUGGAGGAACCACUGGAUCUGCUCCCAUGUCCCGCCAUCUCUUGGAGAGAAGAAACACAGUAUGUACUACCUGAUUAUUGUACUACCUCAUUACAAUACUUGGUUUCACGCCACUCAUAUUCUUUGGCCUAUUUUAUGCUCACCAAGAAGACGUCAAGAGCAAACCUAUCAUUGUACUACCUGAUUAUUGUAAUUCACGCGGGCAAUAAACGAUCCACUGAGAUCGUGGCUCUCAGUGCUCAAUCAGCAAAACAGGUUA